Trichosurus vulpecula (common brushtail) is the source of this 1691-nucleotide messenger RNA. RefSeq names its product sorting nexin 15 (gene SNX15). Lineage: Eukaryota; Metazoa; Chordata; Mammalia; Diprotodontia; Phalangeridae. The record is from RefSeq and is a predicted model, not a curated record. The transcript has 8 exons. Gene Ontology annotation, molecular function: phosphatidylinositol binding. The coding region runs from base 91 to 1122 and encodes 343 amino acids.
GGCUGGACGGGAGGGGAGGGGACAGCGUGGAGGAGGAGGGCCGCUGCCAGGCCGAGGCGCCGGAGUCCACUGGACUCCGGCUCCUCCAGGAUGUCCCUCAAGGCGAAGGACGACUUCCGGCGGCUGUACACGGUGUCGGACACGCGGACCCACCCCAAGGGCUACACGGAGUACAAAGUGACCGCGCAGUUCAUCUCAAAGACAAACCAAGAGGAUGUUAAGGAGGUGGUCGUCUGGAAACGCUACAGUGACUUCCGCCGCCUGCAUGGGGACCUGGCCUACACCCACCGAAACCUCUUCCGCCGCCUCGAGGAAUUCCCAGCCUUUCCCCGGGCUCAGGUCUUUGGCCGUUUCGAAGCCUCAGUGAUUGAGGAGCGGCGGAAGGCGGCGGAGGCCAUGCUGCGUUUCACGGUCAACAUUCCUGCCCUCAACAACAGCCCCCAGCUCAAGGAAUUCUUCCGAGGUGGGGACGUGACCCGGCCCUUGGAGCCCAGUGACCUGCACAUCCUGCCCCCGCCCCUGGUGCCCACGCCACCCCCAGAAGAGGCCCGACUCCCCCAACUUCUGCCAGCAGAGCGUCUGGGCCGGGAAGAACUUGAGGAGGAGAGCGAGAAGCCAGGGGACCGGCCUCCCUCCAGCCCUGCCCAGGAGGCCCUUAAUCUUCUGUUUGACUGUGGGGCUCCCGAGGAAGAGACAGGCCCUGCAGCCCGAGGGCCACUCACUGAGGCCGAGCUGGCACUCUUCGACCCAUUCUCCAAAGAAGAAGGUGCCGGACCAGGGCCCAGCCCCACCCACGUAGCUGACCUGGCAGCCUUGGGGGCAGAGCCCCAGACCCGGGGCCAGACACCCUGGGAGCCGGGAGGGGAGCAAGAAGAAGAGGAGGAGGAGGGUCCACGCCCAGCCUACCUGAACCGAGCUACAGAACUCAUCAGCCAGGCCCUGAAGGAUGAGCGAGCAGGGGCCUACGCCGAGGCCCUGCAGGGCUACCGGGAUGGAGUGGACGUCCUCCUCCAGGGGGUGCCAGGUGACCCCAACUGUGCCCGUCAAGAAGGAGUGAAGAGGAAGGUGGCAGAGUAUCUGCGGCGGGCAGAAGAGAUCUUGCACCUCCACCUGCAGUCGUGAGCCCGCCUUCCUGCCCAUCCUAGAGAUCUUGGAGAUCUGGCCUCAGUUUCCCUAGCUGUCAGAUGGGCAUCAGCAUACUUGCACUGCCCCCGCCCAAGGGGUGUCAUGAGGACAGUGCUUGGGGGUCUCAUGGAGGGCUGAAAAAGUGGGGGGGGUCUCAGGAGUGUUUCUGUCUUCUCCAAUGUCCAUGGUGUUCAAUGACAACGACCCCAAGGGUACUUGGCCAGCCCUGCCUCCGCCAAGCUGGGGUCCACACAACUGCCACUUAGACAUUCCCCAAGUGCCCUUCAGACCACUGCACUGCCCAGCCCUGAUGACCCAGCCCUCCCUCACCACUCUGACCACACUCCAUCUCCCACCUUUAUGCCUUUGCCCUGGCCAUUCCCCAUGCCAGGAAUGCCUUCCCUCCUCCCUGUCUCUCCUGGAAGUGAAUGAAUGAAUGGCUAAUCUGUGAACAUGUGGUUCUCCUGGGAUAGUGUAAGCCCGCAGAGGGCAGGGGCUUCUGUCUCUGUAUCCCAGUGCCCAGCGCAUCGAGGGCACUUAAUAAAUGCUUGCUGGAUGCAUUGGAA